UAUGAGGGUGCAGCCAUGGAAGGAGGCAGAGGACCAAGCAUCUGGGACACAUUCACUCACCAAUACCCAGAAAAAAUUGUGGACGGAAGCAAUGGGGAUGUGGCAGACGACCAAUACCAUCGUUACAAGGAAGAUGUAAACAUCAUGAAGGAUAUUGGAAUGGAUGCCUAUAGGUUCUCUAUCUCAUGGACAAGAAUUCUUCCAAAUGGAAGUCUGAGCGGUGGAGUCAACGGGGAAGCAGUUAGCUAUUACAACAAUUUGAUUAAUGAGCUCUUGUCGAAAGGGUUGCAGCCAUUUGUUACUAUUUUCCAUUGGGACUCACCUCAGUCACUAGAAGACAAAUACAAAGGGUUUCUUAGUCCUAAUAUAAUUGACGACUAUAAGAGUUAUGCUGAAGUCUGCUUCAGGGAAUUUGGAGAUCGAGUGAAACACUGGAUCACAUUCAACGAGCCGUUUUCCUUUUGCCAAUCGGGUUAUGCAUCCGGCGUGUUUGCACCAAGCCGCUGUUCAUCCUGGGAGCAGGGAAACUGCAGUGUUGGGGAUUCUGGCACAGAGCCUUACACUGCGUGCCAUCAUCAACUACUAGCUCAUGGAGAAACCGUUAGAUUGUACAAAGAGAAAUAUCAGGCCUUGCAGAAGGGAAAGAUUGGAAUAACUUUAAUGUCACACUGGUUCGUUCCUAUCUCCAGUUCAAAAUAUGACAAAGCUGCAGCAAGACGUUCUAUGGACUUCAUGCUUGGAUGGUUUAUGCACCCUCUCAUUAAAGGAGAGUAUCCUUUAACCAUGAGAAAAUUAGUUGGUAAUCGCCUGCCAAAGUUCAGCAGAGAACAAUCUGAAUUGGUCAAGGGUGCAUUUGAUUUCAUUGGACUAAACUACUACACUGCAUACUUUGCGGAAAACGUUCCUCCAUCAAACAGCCUCAAUUACAGCUAUAACACUGAUCCGCGAGCAAACCUUACCGGUGCUCGAAAUGGUGUUCCCAUCGGUCCUACGUCUGCUUCAACUUGGUACUUCAUCUUCUAUAUCUACCCUAAAGGAUUAUAUGAGCUGUUGCUUUAUGUUAAGGAGAAAUAUGGCAAUCCCACCGUUUAUAUCACUGAGAAUGGUGUGCCUGAAAUCAACAAUAGUAGCCUAACGCUCCAAGAAGCUCUGAAGGAUGACACAAGGAUACAGUACUACCACGACCACCUUCUUUCCCUACUAAGUGCUGUAUGGGAUGGAGCAAAUGUGAAAGGAUACUUUGCGUGGUCGCUUCUUGAUGAUUUUGAGUGGGCAAGUGGGUUCACGCUUCGCUUCGGGAUAAACUUUGUGGACUACAAUGAUGGACUGAAGCGAUAUCCUAAGAAUUCUGCACAUUGGUUCAAGAAGUUCCUUAAAAACUGA
Molecule: messenger RNA, 1383 nt
Organism: Panicum virgatum (switchgrass)
Lineage: Eukaryota; Viridiplantae; Streptophyta; Magnoliopsida; Poales; Poaceae
Product: beta-glucosidase 12-like
Exons: 12
Coding region: 16-1383 (455 amino acids)
Biological process (GO): carbohydrate metabolic process
Molecular function (GO): beta-glucosidase activity
Source: RefSeq, a predicted model, not a curated record